AUGAAUAACUCUUAUUCGAAUGAAUGCUUGUUUUCCGAAAAUAUUGAUAUUUUGGAAGUAAGCCCUGAAAUAUCAUUAUUAUUUGAAAAAUGGGAGCUAUCGUCUGGUGCUAUAUGUAGACUUGUGAAUUUAAAAAUAAUUAGUAUCGAUAUUUUUAAAAUGAUGCAUUCUCAUGAUAUCGAUGAAAUUUUUAAUGACGAACAACUAUUGGUUGAUAAAAUAAGGUUUAGACACGGACUUUCACUGUGGCGUUUCGAAAAUAAUCUUGAUCCAAUCAUUUGUUGCCCAAAUUUUCAAGAAUCUCAAUAUAAUAACAGAAAAACGCUACCAUUAAAUAUAAUUAAUGAAAGCUGUAAUGUUCCAGUUAUCCAAUCUAAUAUAGAUAUAAAAAGUAUUCUUAUUAACACUGUGGCCGGUAAAGAUAUUAUUGAAAAAUAUAACACUACAAAAUAUUUAAGUGAUACUGAUCAAAAUGCUAUUGUCAAAAUAAUAGCUGACCAUUUUAUAUUAAAUACUAUAAAAAUGGAUCCAAAAAAAAUGGUGAUGUUGAAUUUGAGAAGAGAAAAAAAUGGCUUUAUUGGAACACACCAAAUGAUACAUAUAAUGACUCCGUGGAAGGAGACUUCAGUUAAACGAAUGAAGGAGCAUAAAGAAUCAAUACAGCAGUUUCUUGAUCAAUGGCCAAGAUACGGCGAUUGUAAUGGUCACGAGUUAAUUGAUAUUGACUUUUCAACCCUCUAUCCUGGCAAAGAAAUGAUAAUGUUUGAAAAAAUAGAGGACUUGGUGCAGAAAGUGACUAAACUAUUUUUUCCGUCGUCUAUAAAAGAUAAACUAAAUCAGCAAUAUUUUGAAAAAAUGAAAGUAGCAAGUGAUAUAAAUUGCAAGCACUUUUAUUUUUUCAACUUACUACAUGCUAUUAUUUUACCUCCACGGAUCAGUAAAAUAAGUAAGCCAUCUAUAACGGACGCGCAAGAAGAUAUGAUAACACAUAUUUUUAAUAUUAAUAAUUAUCAACAAAAAGUGGAUGAACUCAAGGAGUUAGCCUUAAGAGAAGGACUAACGUUUCAGCCGAAGGUUUUUGUUGUUGGUAAUUCUCCAGAAACUUUAAAAGAAUUUUAUGUGAAUUUAAAUAAUAUUCAGUAUAAAGUAGGAAGUGUACUUAGUGCAUUAGAUUUAGUUAUGAAAAUAUGUUUUUUUAGGAAUCAUAUUCGAAGACAUGAUGUCAAUUCACCUCUUGAUAUAAGUUGUAUUUCAUUGCCAAAAACUUUAAGAGCUAAUGAACUUGAAAGCCUAGCUAAAAAUUCAAUAAAUAAUGAAGAAGAGGAUAUUCAAGAUGACAGUAUCUGUAAUGUACCCAUACUUGAGCAAUUUCGUCUAAUAUAUCCCGAAGUGGUGUUUGGUGGUUUCUUGAAUUUAAGUGGUUUAUCAGUUCCCCAUGAGGUACAGAUACUUUUAAGGUUCGGUCCUAAAUAUUCACCUCCUACCGUUCCUGACAUUUCUUCCUAUAUGGUGGCCUUGGAGCGAUAUUACGUUGGCUAUGUUGAGCAUGGAAUGCUAUUAAGCAUGUAUGAUCGGGUUGAGUUAGAGUCACAUUAUUCUUUGUUUGUGGAUGCCAUGUUAAAGCACCAGAUUCCAUCUUUGCAUCAUAGGAUGCUGUCCCAUAUAUACCAGGUAACACUGGCUUUCUUGAAGAAACAUGAUGAUUUAAUUAUGGUUCAGGCUGAUAAAGGUUAG
Messenger RNA from Teleopsis dalmanni, 1734 nucleotides. RefSeq lists its product as uncharacterized. Lineage: Eukaryota; Metazoa; Arthropoda; Insecta; Diptera; Diopsidae. The transcript has 6 exons. The record is from RefSeq and is a predicted model, not a curated record. Bases 1 to 1734 code for a protein of 577 amino acids.